AUGGCACAACAGAAUCCCACUGGCGUGCCUGGCCCUACAGGGCGCAGAUUACAUAUCGCCCAUCGUCGCAGUCCAUCCGAGCUCACACCGCUCAUGAUGGAACAACUUGCUCUUCAGCAACAGAUUGAAUUGCUUCAGCAACAGCAACAGCAAAUCGCUGCCACUCAUCAGCAAUACGUCAACAUGGGCAUGAUCCAGCAGCCUCUUCAGGGUAUGCCUGGUUAUUCGCCUAUUCAAGGUCAACCAAAUAUGGCUGGGAUUUCUCCUAACAAUACCAACUUCCAAUUUGCACCAAUGCAGCAGCAGAUGGCAAUGCCGGCCAAUACUCCCACACAACCUGCAGCUCAUCGAAGAAAUCAAUCUGCACUCCCAGGCAUGCCUAUGGGCCCUCCACCGGCGCCUUCUGCUGGGGCGGCUGGCUCAACUUAUGGUGACUUCAACCAGCAGGCCAUGGGCCAAAAUCGUGAAAACACAAGCGGGCGUGGUGGAAGAGGUGGUUCCUCACAAGGCCAUGCUCGGCGUCACUCACUCGCACUUCCCGAAGCAAAGAAAGCAGCGGAGCUCGCCGAGAAGAAACGAACUGCUGCAGGCUUCCAGUUCCCAAUUCCAGGCGCAGGUGGUGUUACUGACAGCCCAGUAUCAGCCACUCCUGCAGACGACAAAUUGACCACGCCUACUACAUCACAAGGACUGGGUUUACAGCGUGCUGGUAACGCCCGUGGUGGUGUUGGUCAUAGUCGUAGUCAGAGUAUGGCCGCCGGCGGCGUGCGAGGCGGCGGUGCUGCUGGUCGCGGUGGUGCUUUCCAGUUUCCACCUCCCAUGGCUACUUCAGAUGGCGGCUCUGGCCAGGGCAAUCAAGGCGAUCUGCAACGUCGUGGUAGCCAAAGCAGCCACACGAGGCAAGGCUCACGCAAUUUUGAGGGCAACUGGCGCCAACAGAAUAAUCAACAGACUCCGGAUCAGUCACAGCAACAAAUGGGCCAAUUCAGCCAAACGCAAGGAGGAUUUCAGCCUGGUCAUAGGACUCGGGGUUCGAUGAACCAGUCCAUCAGUUCCAUCAGCGGUUUCCAAUAUCCUGGGCAACCGCAGUUGGUCCAAAUGCCUCAAGGACAAAUGAUGAUGCCCGGUCAAAUGUUCCCUGGCCAGCAAUUGAACGCUUUACAGAUUGCUCAGCUCCAAGCAUUACAGAAUGCCCAGUUGGGAGGACUUCAGGCGAGCCAGCAUGCUCCACCACAGAUGGGCUUGCAACAGCAACAACAACGAAAGACACUUUUCACUCCUUAUCUACCGCAAGCUAGUCUUCCGGCCCUGCUGAAUGACGGCCAGCUGGUUGCCGGUAUCCUCCGUGUCAACAAGAAGAAUCGUUCUGAUGCCUAUGUCACGACCAACGAUUUGGAUGCUGAUAUCUUCAUUUGUGGUAGCAAAGAUCGCAAUCGUGCUCUCGAAGGAGAUCUAGUUGCAAUCGAGCUCCUCGAUGUUGAUGAAGUCUGGGGUCAGAAACGUGAGAAAGAAGAAAAGAAGAAGCGCAAGGACAUUACCGAUACACGUUCUUCGGGGACUUCUCAGAACGCUAAGAACGACACUUCGUCCUCCACUGAUAGUCAGUCAAUCGCGCCUGAUGGCAGCAUCCGACGACGUGGCAGUCUACGUCAACGUCCCACACAGAAGAAGAAUGAUGACGUUGAGGUCGAAGGCCAAAGCUUGCUCCUCAUGGAGGAGGAAGAAAUAAGUGAUGAAGCGAAACCCCUUUACGCUGGACAUGUCGUCGCUGUCAUUGAGCGAGUUGCCGGACAAAUGUUCUCUGGUAGUCUCGGUCUUCUUCGACCGAGCAGCCAAGCCACCAAAGAGAAGCAAGAGGCCGAGAGAAGUGCUCGAGAUGGUGGCCACAACCGCUCCGAGUCGCGCCAGCAAGAGAAACCCAAGAUUGUGUGGUUUAAGCCCACAGACAAACGCGUACCACUGAUUGCCAUUCCUACUGAGCAAGCUCCACGAGACUUUGUCGAUAAGCACAUGGAUUACGCCAACAGAAUCUUCGUCGCAUGCAUCAAGCGCUGGCCGAUCACAUCUCUCCAUCCAUUCGGCACGCUGGUGGAGCAAUUGGGUGAGAUGGGAGAUUUGCGUGUUGAGACCGACGCUCUGUUGCGUGACAACAACUUCGGCGCUGAUGAGUUCUCUGAUGCCGUCUUGAAGAGUGUGGGUUGGGAGGAUUGGUCCCUGCAAACUGAGAGUGAGGACAGUUUGGCCAACCGCCGCGACCUUCGUGCCGAACGCACUUUCACAGUUGAUCCCAUGCACACAAGUGAGCUUGAUGAUGCUAUUCAUAUCAAGCAACUUGAUGAUGGGCUGGUCGAACUCGGUGUUCAUGUCACUGAUAUUGCACAUUUCGUCAAGGCGAACUCGUUGGUGGACCGAGAAGCGAAGAAGCGUGGCACUGGCGUCUAUCUGAUGACUCGUGCUGUCAACAUGCUCCCACCAAAGAUCUCAUCUGACGUUUGCUCUCUUCUCCCAGGUCAGGGUCGUCUGACUGUCAGCGUGAUCUUCAAAGUCCACCCCGACACGGGAAAAAUCGAAGGAGAACCAUGGAUUGGGCAGACAAUCAUCCAAAGCUCCGGCAAAAUCGCCUACGAUGAGGUCGAUGCCGUCAUUACGGGAGACGAGAGCAUCGACUUGCAAGGUGCUACGAUUGAAGACAUCAAGACCUUGCAUGCCAUCGCCAACAAGUUCCGUGAAGCCCGAUUUGGUCAUCGGUCAUCAAACAUUAAGCCUCUUCGACUCCUUUAUCAGCUUGACGACGAAAAUGUGCCCGUUGAGCAGAAUAUCUUCAAUUCUUCCGCAGCACACGAAAUCAUCGAAGAGAUUAGCUCAAAAGCCAACUUCUUUGUCGCCCAGAAGAUUUUUGCCGCUAUGCCAGAUAAAGCCUUCCUACGCCGACAAGCACCCCCCAACCCACGCCGUCUACUCACUCUCGCUGACCGGAUGUCUCGAGCUGGUUUCGAGGUUGACACCAGCAGCAGCGGAACUUUGCAGAACAGUGUCUUUCAGGUUGAGGACCCAUAUCUUCGCAAGGGUAUGGAGACUCUCUUGGUCAAAACCUUGCAGCGCGCCAAGUACUAUAUCGGUGAUCAGCUCGCAGAGGAGCAACGCCAACACUAUGCUCUAAAUUUGCCCAUCUACACUCAUUUCACCAACCCGUCGCGUCGCUACGCCGACAUCGUUGUUCAUCGCCAAUUGGAAGCUGCUCUGUCUGACGGAGCAAUCGAAUUCGCGGAUGACUUGGAGAGCCUCGCAAAGACUGCUGAACAGGCUAACAAUAAGAAAGACUCUGCCCAUGCGGCUCAAGAACAAAGUGUCCACAUCGAGUCUUGCAGACUCAUGGAUAAGAAGAGUCAAGAAUUAGGUGGCGACCUUAUUAGUGAAGGUAUCAUUAUCUGUGUGUAUGAAUCGGCUUUCGAUGUCCUCAUACCAGAGUACGGAUUCGAGAAACGCGUUCAUUGCGACCAAUUGCCACUGAAGAAGGCUGAGUUCCGCAAGGAGGAGAGAGUACUUGAACUUUACUGGGAGAAGGGUGUACCAUCGUCGGCUUACAUCCCAGAAGAUGAGAGACCACGUACCGCUGCCAGCACCAGAGGUACCAAUGGUGCAACUGGAUCGGCGAAGGAGCGUGCUAAAGAAAGAUACGAAGCACAACAGAAGCAGACUGACAGCAAUACCAUGUCUACUGACGACGUCGAUGCACUGUUUGAUGACGAAGACAGUGCCUCUGAAGUCACGGAGAUGGCUGCUGGAGUCUCACUCAAUGACCGCUCAACCCAGAGUCUGCCCGGAACGCCGAGUCACAAUGGAUCAUCUGCUGGUGGACCUAACCGAACCCAGUCAGAGUCGAAGCUCAACAAACCGAGCAGCGACAUUCCAGAGAAUCAUCUAUCCGAAAAGGAGAAAUACCUCAGCUACUUCUCACUUCGAGAGGAAGGUGGCGAGUACAUUCAAGAUGUCCGCGAGAUGACACGAGUACCGGUUAUCCUCAAGACCGACAUGACCAAGAGUCCUCCAUGUCUGACUAUUCGGUCCAUGAAUCCUUAUGCUUUGUGA
Exophiala viscosa is the source of this 4089-nucleotide messenger RNA. RefSeq lists its product as uncharacterized. Gene Ontology annotation, cellular component: P-body. Gene Ontology annotation, molecular function: RNA binding; 3'-5'-RNA exonuclease activity. Lineage: Eukaryota; Fungi; Ascomycota; Eurotiomycetes; Chaetothyriales; Herpotrichiellaceae. Gene Ontology annotation, biological process: mRNA catabolic process. Bases 1 to 4089 code for a protein of 1362 amino acids. The transcript is spliced from 2 exons. The record is from RefSeq and is a predicted model, not a curated record.